Messenger RNA from Helobdella robusta, 1308 nucleotides. RefSeq lists its product as hypothetical. NCBI's taxonomy places the organism in Eukaryota, Metazoa, Annelida, Clitellata, Rhynchobdellida, Glossiphoniidae. The record is from RefSeq and is a predicted model, not a curated record. The transcript is spliced from 6 exons. Bases 1 to 1308 code for a protein of 435 amino acids.
AUGAACAUCAAAUGUUUAAAAUUUUUUAAAUAUUGUCAGACAAACCUGACGAACAUUGCCCUAGGGGCAUUCACCUACAACAGCUCAUCAUACAAAGUGGAUUAUAGAUUAUGGCAGACUUCCUACUUUGCUGUCGAUGGCAAAAACGGUUUGAUAGACACUACAGUGCUGUGUUCUUUGACUGUGCCUGGGUUCGAACCCCACUGGAUCGGUGUCGACCUUGGAAAUUUGUUUAACGUAGUCUACACAAUUGUUUAUGCAGGGACAAACAAAAGUAGUUUACCAAAAUGGAACGAUCUGAACUUCUUCAUAGUGGGGGUGAGCAACAGAUCCCUGGAUGUUCACCCGCCAGUGAGAGGCACCUACGAUCUCUGUGCUCAAUAUCCAGGUGUGGUAGUUUCGAAGCAGGUGGUUCAGUUGAAUUGUUCCUCUACUACGCCUCCAGCCAGAUACGUCAUACUGCAACAACCUUCCAACUCUACUGGAUACAUGUCCGUCUGCGAAUGGGAAAUCUAUGGAAUUCCAUACGGAAAACACCGCACCAACUUGUUGCUCAAGAAGCCGGCAAAGAAUAGCUCCAACUCAGUUAUACCUUGUGGGCCUCAAUCGGCGAACCUGGCCGUGGACGGCUUUCACGACACCUUCCCUUACAACUGCCACUGCGGACACACCAAUGACGCCCCUGGCGGACCGAACUGGUUCAGAUUCGACAUGCAAGCCGACUAUUUUAUCGACUACAUCGUCUUGACCUCUCGAGCUUGGGAAGACCCACCCAGCAACAACGAUGCUUACGCUCGCCGUCUGGAGAACUUCAUCAUCGGUCUGGCGGACACGCCUCUAACUCCAGUGCGACAAACCUACCCGAUGUGUGCCACUUGGCCCGGCUACGUAAAAGUUGGAGUGAAAGUUCAAAUGAAAUGCAAUGCUAACUUGCCCGACUACAGAUACUUGAUCGCACAGGGAGGCACCGGUCCCUUCAAUAGCCAAUUCACCAUUUGUGAGUUGGAAGCUUAUGAAGCUGUCGAUCGAAUGGUGUAUAGAAAAAAAUAUGGAAACAAUUUUUCCAAUACGCUAGCCAAAUUUGUGUGGAAAAGACAAGCCAGUGUCCGAUUAAACGGAUUCCAAUUCAAUCAGUUGUACGUGAGGAGUGCAUCGGAGUGCGUGAGUAAGAGCCAGCAACUGGGAGGAUGUGACUCCAUCAACUUCCAUCCAGCUUCCAAAUUGUGUCAGUUCAAUUCUCAUAUUAACGGCUACACUUCAAUUACGGCUGAUACUAAUUGGUCGUUUUAUGUGAUGAAUUAUAAUUGA